AUGACUUACGAGAAUGCGGAUGGUCGGGAUCAGGCCCCUGCGUCGAGAGCCAAAUCCCGCAAAAAUGACCCCAACGCACCGGUUCGGAAACGUCGCAAGAGAACCGUAGUCAGCGGGGCCCCCGAUGACUGCUUUACCUGUUCGAAACGAGGAGCCCGAUGCGAUCGCCGCCGACCCUACUGCUCUCAGUGCCUCGAUCUCGGUCGCGAAUGCUCCGGAUACAAAACCACCUUGACAUGGGGCAUGGGAGUCGCCAGUCGAGGGAAGCUCCGAGGCCAACAACUCCCGGUGAUGGAAUCCGAAGAGGAAUCGUCCAAGACUGCCAAAGGGCAAGAUAUGGGGUCCUCCAGCAGCCAUGCACAGCCGUCCUCACAGGCCUCAAAUCCUUCCGCGCCACCCAUGACUGCAGGGACCGCGGCCUCGGUAGAUCCAGGAUUGAGUGCCUUGAAUAAUAACACUCGGCGGCCGUCGGUGAUGUCGGAUGGAUCCGAUGCACAGAGGGGUAUGACAUGGACGAUGGACAUGCCCGACCCUCACUCUUGGACCACUACAUCUGCCUCCCCGCCUCAGAUUUCAGGACUGCCGGUACCCAACCGACCAAUGGUCACUAAUUCUGCGGCAUCCAGCUUCGGAACUGAGGUUCCAACGCAAUAUUCUACUGCAUUGAGCCCGGCCAGUCUCGCCACACCUGUUUGGCCCACUAUGCGACCAUGGGCUGCCGCGCAGCGUGUAACGCCGCCAUUACAAGAGACAGACGAGGAACAGGAGAAGACCAACGUUGAUUUCUCUGUUCUAUGGAAUGCCAGUGGCUCUCCGUCAUAUUCCCAACUGCUUCUGGCACGGUCUGUAGGGCGGACCCCUCGUCUUCGGUAUCUCAUCAGCUACUACGCCGAGGUCAUCGCGCCCAUGAUCGUCGCCUUCGACACCCCGACAAAUCCCUUUCGGGUUCACGUCCUUCGCUUGGCCCAGGAAAGCGAGGCGUUGCAGGAAGCGAUUGCAACGCUAGCCACGAGUAAUUUACGGCAGAGGCGAGUACGCAAUCAUCACUCUACCGAGAGAACUUUGCCAGCGCGCAUGUCAUCACUGGCGCACCGUGCCCUCACAGAUGAUGCUUUCCAAGAUCGAUAUGGGAUCUCGGUUCCCGAAGGAUAUGCACGAGAAGAAAAUCAUCAUCGUGGGAUGGCUGUGAAGGCUUUGAAUGCCGACUUGGCCGACCCUCGUCGCAGGUUGUCAGAUUCUGUGCUGGCGACUUUGCUCAUUCUUUGCCUCUUCCAUGGAUGCGACACUGGCGUUGCCGAGUUUCGGUCUCAGUUUGCCGGAGUCACAAGACUGCUCGCUCUUCGAAUGCGGCAUUCGCGCGUCAUGACGGAAGAUCUCAAGUGGUUUGUUCGCAUGUUCUCGUGGUUUGACACAUUGACGGCGACCACAAAUGACCGCGACGUGCAACUCCGUGGUACAUGUUUGGAUAUUAGCUCGAAGACCGACGGGGAGUGGGGGCUGGAGAAUCUUGCGGGUUGCGAUGGCCGCCUGUUCAAGCUCAUCUCCCAACUGGGGCGACUGAAUCUGCUCAGUCAAGAUCAGCCAACCACUGAAACACGACCAACUGAUGUUUCCAUCCCCACCGUCUCUCUUCCUCCAAAUAUGGUGUACCCCGGUUGGGAUUCAAUUACUUCUGCCUCCGGAUUUGCACCCGGUGCUGGAUUGGGCUUUUCCCUGCCAACACCACCCCAGAGUAGCGAUCAACCGAGGAGACCCUCCUCACCCGCAUUCUGGACCGAGUGGUAUUCCCUCCGACAGCGCCUCGAGUCCUGGCGAUUCGACCCGCCUGCCGAGGCCUCGUUUCCCUCGCCACCCUUAGCCGCCUCCCAACCAGCUUGGACUCCUCCCAACUUUAUCCCUUCACCUUCUACACCCUCCGACCCCUUCCUCGUCGCACCUGAAAAUCUCUCCGAUAUCUAUCAAAUCUCCGAAUGCUUCCGUCACGCCGCGCUGCUCUACUGUGAAAGGCUAGCAGAGCCGACUCUCCCGUCGCGACACCCACGCAUUCAGCAUCUCGUGCACCUGGCAAUGCAUUGCCUCUGUGCCGUGCAGUCGGAUGUCUACCUGCUGUGGCCGCUAUUCAUUGUCGGCUCGGAAUGUGUCCAGGAAAACCACCGGUCUGUUAUCCGCCAUCGCUGCAAGGAUAUAUCCAAGGACUCGGGCUUUGUGAAUAACCUGUCUUGUCUGGAGCUGCUGGAAAAGAUCUGGGCAGAACACUCUGAAGAGUCCUCGUAUCCCGUCUACCCUAGUGAUGCCGGCACCCCGCCUCCGCUGGAUGGAGGCGCAGCUCCUCCGACGACCUUGGCAUUCCGGUGGUCCCGUGUCAUGCAGGCUAAGCGAGGCGACGGAGAGUACAUGGUGGCAUAG
Messenger RNA from Penicillium alfredii, 2406 nucleotides. RefSeq names its product Zn(II)2Cys6 transcription factor. Gene Ontology annotation, cellular component: nucleus. The record is from RefSeq and is a predicted model, not a curated record. Gene Ontology annotation, molecular function: transcription cis-regulatory region binding; DNA-binding transcription factor activity, RNA polymerase II-specific; zinc ion binding. Gene Ontology annotation, biological process: positive regulation of transcription by RNA polymerase II. Bases 1 to 2406 code for a protein of 801 amino acids. The transcript has a single exon. NCBI's taxonomy places the organism in Eukaryota, Fungi, Ascomycota, Eurotiomycetes, Eurotiales, Aspergillaceae.